Messenger RNA from Phytophthora nicotianae INRA-310, 1083 nucleotides. RefSeq lists its product as hypothetical. The record is from RefSeq and is a predicted model, not a curated record. Bases 1 to 1083 code for a protein of 360 amino acids. The transcript has 2 exons. NCBI's taxonomy places the organism in Eukaryota, Oomycota, Peronosporomycetes, Peronosporales, Peronosporaceae.
AUGAUGAUGGCCCGCAAGCAAGCUCCACAGACACAGUACACGCCGCUUUCUCCUUCGCAACUGUCGGAAGAUGCUGAUCUCCGUCAAGUUGACGACCGGGUAUCAUUGAGCGUAGGGGAUUACGACCCUGGGACGUUUGCUCAGCUCGCCCAACUUUCUUCGGCGCCGACCGCUACACCGGCAGACUCACGGCAAACCAUGGAGCGUCAAAGUGCAGUUGCCUCUUUAAGUGUCGAUGCAGCGGGGAAAGCACUUACUGCUGGUGGUAGUGCUGCUAGCGAAGGGCCAAAUGCUGCGCAAGAGCCCCCCACUACCUUUGCCUGGACACCGAAGGCUGCCGAAGCGCUAUUGCGUGUGCGCUACGAGACGAUGCGUGACCGCUUUCAUCGCAAUAAGAGUGCGAAGCAGCUCUCCAUUGCUUGGGGGCUUGUGGCAACGGAGACCUCGCGACUUGGCGGGCUCAUCGUCGACGCGAAGCAGUGCAAGUCAAAGCUUAAGCACAUGCACAAGCAGUAUACAGCGUAUCGUGUCGCUGAAGGAGCUACGGGUAACGCUACCGAUAAACCAUUGAAGGAGCCGCCAUGCUUUGCUACGAUGUGUGAUGUGUGGGAAGACCAUGACGGCAUGGAUGCCGAUGCUUUUUUCACUAGCGAUGCUUCAUACCAAAACCUGUCGUCUGACAGCUCCCAGCAGCUCCAUGAGAGAUCUGAUGCAGAGGUCGAGUGCGGCAAAGAGGCAAAACAUCGUGACGAACAACGAGCAUCGCGUGGUUGGAAAUCUCGUGGUAAACGCUCACGCGGAAGCGAUGACGCAGCGGCGGGAAUGAUGUCUAUCGGGGCAGGGCUGAACAACAUUGCUGAAGCAUUUAAAGCGGCAAGGGUGCAGAACACAGAAAGCCAAAGCAGCGACGUUUUGAGCUCCUUGAAGGAGUUAACGGAGACAGUUCGAUCCCAGGCGCGUAGUAGCGAGGAAAUGAUGAGCUCUGUUCAGGAGCUGACGCACGCAGUGCAUGCCCAAACGCUGGCAUUGAAUAAUUUGGUGCAGCUGCUUGCUGCAAACAACAGCACCUCGCAGCGUGAGUGA